CCUGCGGCAAAUAAAUUGCUUCGGAAAGCUUUCUUUGCAAAUCAGGAAGUUAAAUGACCAAGAAAUAACCAACGAAAUUAUCGUUAUGAUCGAGUGAUCAAUGCUGUCACAUUGUGUUUACGGCAUAGCAAAAACUGACAGCAUUCUGGUAUGCUAAUUAAAGUGUCUCUUAUCAACAAGCAGUGUUUUUGAUAGCUUCAAAAAAACGUUUGAAACCCUCCAUCAAUCCAUUAUCAGUUACCAAAAUCCGAUUGUGAACCAUUUCCAGUGUGUCCGUUCAAAUUAGAAUCAAAUCAGAAUGGUACGCGCCUGGUUUAUGGACAACGAACCGACCGAUCAACGUCUGGAACACCAGCUCGAUCCACCGCGAUUCGUAACGCUGGACGAUCUCUUUAAAUGCACGGGAGUGGAAUAUUUUAAGAUUAAUGUUCCGACGUACAACACGGAUGGAGUGCUGGAAAAAAUCCGCCAAGAUCGUGGCUAUUCGUAUGAGGACGAAAUCACUUGUUCUGAGGCAUGUUUGCCCGAUUAUGCGAAUAAAUUGAAAUCUUUUUUCACCGAACACUUGCACACGGACGAAGAGAUUCGGCUGGUUAUGGACGGGUCGGGUUAUUUCGAUGUGCGCAAUGGUCCGGAUGAUGCAUGGAUACGGAUUGAAGUGGUUGCUGGUGAUUUGAUUAUCAUUCCGAGUGGCAUUUACCACCGUUUCACACUGGAUGCAAAGAAUUUCAUUACAGCGAAGCGAUACUUUGUUGGAGAACCGGUCUGGUUACCGUAUAAUCGUCCGGCCGAUGAAAUGGACUGCCGCAAGGAGUAUUUAAACCGACUGGAAACCGGAUUUGCAGCCUAACUUCCGUGUGGGAUAAUAAAACACAUACAUACAGAUUGGCUACAGUAUGACAACACUAUACUCAAGGUUACGAGCCGACAUGCAUCAAAUCGGAAAGCAUCUAAUGCUAUGUUAAUUUUUCAGAAUAAAAUUUUACAUAAAACGGA
Molecule: messenger RNA, 996 nt
Organism: Anopheles moucheti
Lineage: Eukaryota; Metazoa; Arthropoda; Insecta; Diptera; Culicidae
Gene: Adi1
Product: acireductone dioxygenase
Exons: 4
Coding region: 299-850 (183 amino acids)
Molecular function (GO): acireductone dioxygenase [iron(II)-requiring] activity
Source: RefSeq, a predicted model, not a curated record